AUGUCCGAAGAGGAGCCAGCGUCGACGGAGGCGACAGGCGCCGAGAGCCCGCCUUUUGACCUCCGAACUGUGGCUUACGAAGAGCUUGGAGAAACACCACAGUUGAAGAGGGACACAGUUAUGGAGUUGCGGAAGCUCAUCAAUGCUGAGCCGGACCUCAAGUGUCCAUCCGAUGAUGCUUUCCUGGUGAAGUUUCUGCGUGCCCGGAAGUACCGCGUGGAGGAGGCCUUCUGCACGAUCCGGAAGUACUUCCGCGUGAGACAGGUGCACCGGAACAUCUUCGACGAUCUGCGGCCGUCUCAGAUCAUGUUCAACGCGGUGUUUCACCAGAACAAGCUGGUUACGAUACUCGACGAAAGGGACCACCUGGGAAGGCUAGUAGCUAUUCUCAAGCUGGGCGCUUGGAAGCCCCACAUGUGCCCCCUGGACGAGCUCUUCAGGGCCGGCGUCUUGGUCGGCGAGUACAUCCUGCUGAGCGAGACUACUCAGGUCGCAGGCGUCGUAGCCGUCGUAGACUUGGAAGGUCUCAACUUCGAGCUCUUCAGACAUUACACUCCCUCCGUGGUCAGGAAGCUCAUUGAGCUCGCUCAGGAGUGCUACCCUAUAAGAAUCAAGGGAGUAUACAUUACCAACAACCCUCCCAUAUUCGAGCUCAUCUACUCUGUUGCCAAGUUGUUCCUGAAACCGAAGCUCGUAGACCGGACUCACUUUAUCGGGCGCGACUACCAGAAGCUCCACGCCCUGAUCCCUCGCGAACGGCUCCCCGAAGAAUACGACGGCACCCGGGGCAAGGUCGACUACCACAGUCUCGAGAAAUCGCUGAGAAAGAUCGAAGACUUCUACUUGCAGAUAGCGCGCUACGGUUACCGACCAAAAUGA
Molecule: messenger RNA, 879 nt
Organism: Ixodes scapularis (black-legged tick)
Lineage: Eukaryota; Metazoa; Arthropoda; Arachnida; Ixodida; Ixodidae
Product: alpha-tocopherol transfer protein-like
Exons: 5
Coding region: 1-879 (292 amino acids)
Cellular component (GO): membrane
Molecular function (GO): phosphatidylinositol bisphosphate binding
Source: RefSeq, a predicted model, not a curated record